UUUCAACGCCCCACCACCAUCACCACCAGUCACCACCACCAAAAAAAAGUAAAAAACCCCUCGGCUCCUCCUUUCAGACAUCUCCCUUCUCAACGAACCGAAGGAAAUCCACAGAGAUCGUCAUCUACGAAACCCUAAACCCUAGCAUUUCUUACGUCUUGAACAGACAUCCAAAACAUCUAUAACCCCGACCGAUGUCGAUUCCGCCGCCUUCCUCAGCCUCCUCUGCAUCGCAAUUCACCUACUCAGCUCCGUCGACGUCCUCGACGCAAACGAACACUUCGUAUUUCCCUACGCCAUUUCAUCUCCAGCAGCCAUACGUUGUCGCGGCCCCUCCUGCCCCCGCCGCAGCUCCGCCUGCUGUUGGUUCCGUCUACACGGCUCCCGUUGGACCCGUUUACUCAAUCCCCCAAUUCCAGCAGGCACAGCAGCUGUUUCAGAGAGAUGCACAAACGAUUACGCCGGAAGCACUUGAAGGUGUGAAGGCUGCACUUGCAAGCAGCGAGAUUGAACACAAAGCCGAAACAAAGAAGAGAGCUGUUCCCCGGAAAGCUGCGGGUCAGUCUUGGGAAGAUCCCACUCUUGCAGAGUGGCCUGAAAAUGAUUAUAGAAUUUUUUGUGGCGAUCUUGGUAACGAGGUGAAUGAUGACGUUCUCUCAAAGGCGUUCUCCAGGUUCCCUUCCUUCAACAUGGCCAGGGUCGUGAGAGACAAGCGAACUGGGAAAACAAAGGGCUAUGGAUUUGUGAGCUUCUCUAAUCCUACGGACCUUGCUGCAGCUUUGAAGGAGAUGAAUGGUAAAUAUGUUGGCAAUCGUCCCAUCAAACUACGCAAAAGCAACUGGAAGGAGAGGACAGACUAUGAUGCAUUAGGGAGACCUAAGAGCCACCAUCAGAAGAAGCCCAAGGUUCCAAAGAAGAGCGUAUUGCACAAGUAGAGCAUUCAGUGUGCCCAGCUGUUAAUUGUUUCGAUUUCGAUUCUGUUGGUCAGGUUGCCUUAUUUUGUACAAUUUGUGAACCAACAUUUGCUAAUUGUAACUAUGAGUAAAUGACGGGUACCUAUGUUGCCCGUUCUCUAGUAGCUGUUAUUCUGUGUUUGUGCGCAUUUUCCAGGUUCUACACUACAAUCAAAUUACAAUUGUUGAAAGUUCGUAAUAUCAAGAAAUGGUGGCUUCUGAUGAUGAAUUACGAUAGUAUAUGUGAUUACAAAUGUAUGUUUGACAUUCAAAACACAUGUAAUGUAUCGUUAUACACCAGCCAAUCAAAAGCCUCUAGUAAAGCUAACAAGGUAAG
Messenger RNA from Linum trigynum, 1290 nucleotides. The record is from the annotation of a GenBank genome assembly. Lineage: Eukaryota; Viridiplantae; Streptophyta; Magnoliopsida; Malpighiales; Linaceae.